AUGAAGCCAGCCUCUUCUCUCUAUAAGAACAUCUUCAUGAAGCCAUCUCUUCUCUCUCAAAGACAACUAAAGCCAUCUCAUCUCUCUAUAAGGAGCAUCUCAUUCUCUAUAAGGACAUCUAUGAUGCUAUCUCUUCUCUCUAUAAAACAUCCUGUGAAGCCAUCUCUUCUAUUUAUAAAAGACACAUCUAUGAAGCCAUCUCUUCUCUCUAUAAGACAUCUGCCAUCUCUUCUCUCUUAUAAAAAGACAUCUGACAUCUGUAAACCAUCUCUUCUCUUUAUAAGGAGCAACUGUAAACCAUCUCUUCUCUCUAUCUAUGAAAGCAUCUCUUCUCUCUCAUCUAUCUCUCUUCUCUCUAUAAAGACAUCUGAAGCUAUCUCUUCUCUCCCUAGACAAGGUCUCUUCUCUAUAAACCAUCUCUUCUCUCUUUUAAACUGUGAAGCCAUCUCUUCCUAUAAAGACAACCAUCUCUUCUCUCUAAAAAGGAACAACUAUGAAGCCAUCUCUUCUCUCUCUAAAGACAACUAUGAAGCUAUCUCUUCUCCUAAAGGGCAACUAUGGAAGUCAUCUCUUCUCUCUAUAAAACAACCCAUGAAGCCAUCUCUUCUCUCUAUAAAGAACCUAUUAUGA
Messenger RNA from Acanthosepion pharaonis, 630 nucleotides. The record is from the annotation of a GenBank genome assembly. Lineage: Eukaryota; Metazoa; Mollusca; Cephalopoda; Sepiida; Sepiidae.